Chanos chanos (milkfish) is the source of this 1032-nucleotide messenger RNA. RefSeq names its product putative nuclease HARBI1. Lineage: Eukaryota; Metazoa; Chordata; Actinopteri; Gonorynchiformes; Chanidae. The record is from RefSeq and is a predicted model, not a curated record.
AUGGCGUGUCCUUUCAUCGCAAACCCUAUCGACGUUGAAGCCCAAAUUAUUCGCCUUGCCUUACAUCGGGAGAGGAUUUUGAGACCCCGGUUAGAUGUACUUUCUUUUCCUGAGGAGUACCUCAUCGAGCGUUACCGUUUUUCGUUACAGUCUAUAAUUUAUUUGAACAGUAUUCUCCGGCCUUACAUAUGUAAUAUUACACACCGUGGACAUGCUCUCACAUCAGAACAAAUUCUUUGUGUUGCUCUUUGUUUUUUUGCAAACGGGAGUUUUCUUUAUAACAUUAAUAAAGAGCAUAUUAGCAAAGCAACAGUUUGUAGAGCCGUGAGAAAAGUGUCCCUCGCACUUAAACAACUACUACACAUUUUUGUUGUGUUUCCUGGGCACAAACCUGUAAGGACUAUCAAAGAGUUCCACAGGAUUGCAGGGUUUCCAAAUGUCAUCGGCUGCAUCGAUGGCACACACAUCCCCAUCACUGCUCCUUCAGUUAAUGAGGGAGACUAUGUGAAUAGGAAGUCAAUCCACAGCAUUAAUGUGCAGAUCAUAUGUGAUGCGGCACACUUCAUCACCAAUGUUGAAGCCAAGUGGCCCGGCUCUGUCCAUGACUCACGAAUGUAUCGUGAGUGUACACUGAGCAACAGAUUUGCUAAUGGAGAGUUUGAUGGCCACCUACUUGGUGACAGAGGGUACCCCUGCCAGCCCUCUCUGUUGACCCCUUACCCUGACCCUGAGCUGGGCCCUCAACAAUGUUUCAAUGUGGCCCACUGCAGAACUAGAGCCCGGGUAGAGAUGACAAUAGGCAUGCUCAAAGCCCGGUUCCAGUGUCUGCGUAAACUCAGGGUAAACCCAGAGAGGGCGUGUGACAUUAUUGUGGCAUGUGUUGUUCUCCAUAAUAUUGCCACAAUUAGAGGAGAGCAACACCCUGCCGUACAAAUAGAUGACCCUGAGGAAGACCACCCUAUCCUCCCUCCCGAUGUCCCGGAUGGAAGAGCCAUCAAAGACGUAAUUUACCACAAUCGUUUUGCAGAUUAA